AUGGAUCGAGAAACAUCCGAGAAAAUAUUGUUUCUCUACAAUGAAAUUAUGGAUAUGCGAAGUGUUGAAUAUUUUUCGAAUGCAAACUUCGAAAAGCUCCCAAAGUCUUGGAGGAAAUUCAUAACUGAAGUUCAACUCAACGAUCUUAUUGAUCUAGUAAAUUUAAGAAAAAUUGGUACAAUUUUACCUCUUUCGAUAAUUUGUCUUUGUCAAUUGUUACGAAGAUUGACGUUUUCUCGAAAAAUGGUCGAAUCUCCAGAAGAAAUGGAAAUAUUUUGGAAAGGAGAAGAAGAUAUUCGAAAUAUUGCUAGCUGUUCAAAAUUUCGAGUCAUAACAUCUGAAGACAUUUUCAGAAAACGUAUAAAAAUCAAAAAACAACAUGAAAUUGAUCGAAUUGUUGAAUUAGUCAGGCAAAUUCAAGAAAACAAUUCAGGUUAGAAAAGACAAAAAUAAGUAUUCAAGAGGAGAAGGAAAACGAAUUUCAGAAAUUGAAAGUCUUGUUGAUAUUGGCGCCGGAAUCGGACAUCUUUCAAGAAUUAUUGCAGUUCAGAAUAAUUUAGCUGUUUUUGCAGUCGAAGGAAAUGAACAGGUGAGAUCUGUGAUUUUCCAAAAAAAAACGCCCCAAAACUAACCUUUUUCCAACAAUUUGGAGAAUAAAAUUAAUCAAGAAAUGAUAGAAAAUCACAUAAAUUUUAUAAUUUUUAAAUAUUAAAAAAUUAUUUGAAAGUCGCGUGAAAAUCUAUAUUUUUCAGUUCACAAUAUCUGCAACUUCUCUCGAUGAAAAACUUUCUCUAACUCCAACUUCACCCGUGAGAUUCACUAGUUUCGUCACCGAAGAAUUAUCUGAAAAAAUUGACGAAUUUACAAAAUCCCAAUCAAUUAUUGUUGGUCUUCACACUUGUGGCGAUUUUUCUUCGACGAUUCUCAAUGUUUUCAAAAAAUCCAAGAAAUCUACAUGUUUGAUUUUAUUAGGAUGUUGUUAUCACAAAGAAUAUCAGUGUUUCAGUUUCUCCCAGCAAACUUCAGAGGUUACUGUUUUCUUUUUAAAAAAUCUAUCAAUCUAAAUAACAAAAAAUUUCAGGCAACAUUACCUUGUGGAGUAUUUCCAUUAUCUCAAAAAUGGAAAGGUUCAAAAUUGAACUACACAAAAAGAGAGAUGGCUUGCCAUAACAUUGAGAAUUUGGAAGAGGUUCGAAAUCGAAAUACGAAAAGUUUUGCGCGAUAUGCGAGAGCUCAUCUCGAAAAAAUCAUAUGGAAAAUUAGCGAGAAUGAGGCGGAUCGAAAUAUUGGAAUGAGUUCGGUGAAUUGUGGAAUUGAUAUGAGAUUUGGGGAAUAUAUUGAAAAGGCGAUGGCGAAACGAGGAAGUCAUUUGAUGCAAAAAGUAUUGGAAGUAAAUAUUUUAUUUUGACAAAGUUGCAUAUUCACAGCAAAAAUUAGUAUAGGGGUGCGAUAAAGGAAGUUGAGAUGUUUUCUGAAAAAUUUUAAUUUUUCCCAAGUAUUUUCAACAAAACAAAACCUAGUUAGUUGUAUCCAUUGAAUCGUUUGAAUAUUCACUACAAUCCAUUUCAUAAUUUGGCUCAUCGAUUUCCAUUUUCUCUUCAUUAUUAUUUUCUUCAAACUCCAUUGGAAUAUCUGAAAAUUUUGGUGUUUGAACAGCUGAAAAUCGGUCUCAACUUCUAGUAUGAAUUAUGACGUGGCAAAAUUCCAAAAAAUCGGGAUUUUAGCUUUGAAAAUAGCACAGGAUUGUUCCGGAAAUUCAGAAGGUUCAUUCAAAAAUCCGAAAAAUUUUUCAGAAAAGUUUGAAACCUAUCAGAUUUUCAUGAAAAUCGCUUUUGAAGCUAGUUUUCAGCUGCUACAAUCUUGAUUUUUUAAACUUUGCCACAUAACUCAUAUUAGAAGUUGAACUUUGCAAUUUUAGACGGUGGAACCGUGAUCAGCCGGUCAAAAACUACUAGAAACGAUUUUUUGAUAAAAAAAAAAUCUAGACCUAAUUUGCUUGUUAGGAUAAAAAAUUGCCCCAAAAAACUAACCGGUUAAUUUUUUGGUGAAAUCUUGAAUUUUGAACAUUUUGGUGUUAGUUAGUAGAAUUUUAUUCGGUAAAUAAAUGUGAUUUUUAUUUGAAAUGUUCCCCAAAAUUCCCCCCAAAAAUGUUUAUUCCAGCGCGCGCGCGAUAGAUCAAAAAAUCUCGAAAACUUUGUUUCCAGAACACUCCCAAGGAAUUGCUCGGUUUGCCAGUCUCCCAAUUACCUCAAGAACAUUUCGAUAAAACCGACACAAUUCGACUGAUCUUCGCGCAAUUGAUUGAGUCUUGUAUAAUUGAUGAUCGAGUUGAAUUUCUACGUGAAAACGGCUGGAAGACGAAUGUUGUGCCGAUUUUUGAUCCGAAAUUGUCGCCGAGAAGUUUGGCGAUUGUUUGUAAUAAAAUUUGA
Caenorhabditis angaria is the source of this 2429-nucleotide messenger RNA. The record is from the annotation of a GenBank genome assembly. NCBI's taxonomy places the organism in Eukaryota, Metazoa, Nematoda, Chromadorea, Rhabditida, Rhabditidae.